Messenger RNA from Fraxinus pennsylvanica, 2154 nucleotides. The record is from the annotation of a GenBank genome assembly. NCBI's taxonomy places the organism in Eukaryota, Viridiplantae, Streptophyta, Magnoliopsida, Lamiales, Oleaceae.
AUGGAGGCUAUGGAUUCCACGCGUGCAUUUGUCAAAGACGUUAGGCGUGUCAUCAUCAAGGUUGGAACUGCUGUGGUCACGCGAGCUGAUGGUAGAUUAGCACUUGGAAGAUUAGGAGCACUAUGUGAGCAGAUUCAGGAAUUAAACUCUCAGGGAUAUGAGGUUAUUUUGGUGACAUCAGGUGCUGUUGGUGUCGGCCGCCAACGCCUUAGAUACAGGAGAUUGAUUAACAGCAGCUUUGCUGACCUCCAGAAACCACAGAUGGAACUCGAUGGGAAGGCUUGUGCGGCUGUUGGACAGAAUGGUCUCAUGGCUCUCUAUGAUACUUUGUUCAGCCAGUUGGAUAUGUCAUCAGCACAGCUUUUAGUUACUGACAAUGAUUUUAGAGAUCUAGAUUUUAGGAGACAACUUAAUGAGACUGUAAAGACUUUGGCAUCUCUGAAGGUUAUUCCUAUAUUUAAUGAAAAUGACGCUGUCAGUACCAGGAAAGCUCCUUACGAGGACUCUUCUGGAAUAUUUUGGGAUAAUGACAGUUUAUCUGCUCUACUGGCACUGGAACUGAAAGCUGACCUCCUUAUUCUGUUGAGUGAUGUAGAGGGUCUCUACAGCGGCCCUCCAAGCGAUCCAAAUUCUGAGCUGGUUCAUACUUACAUUAAGGAAAGGCAUGAAGGAGUAAUAACUUUUGGAGACAAGUCUAGGGUGGGAAGAGGGGGCAUGACUGCUAAAGUAAAAGCUGCUGUUUAUGCUGCUCAUGCUGGGAUCCCUGUUGUUAUCACCAGUGGCUUUGCUGCUGACAAUAUAUUGAAAGUAUUAAAUGGGAAGCGAAUUGGUACGCUAUUUCAUCGGGAUGCUAAUAAAUGGGGUCCAUUUGGAGAAGUGGGUUCUAGAGAAAUGGCAGUUGCAGCUAGGGAAAGUUCUAGAAGACUGCAGGCCUUGUCUUCACAAGAAAGGAGUAAAAUUUUGACGGAUAUCGCUGAUGCACUGGAAGCAAAUGAGAAACUAAUUAUUGCUGAGAAUGAAGCUGAUGUUGCUGAGGCGCAGCAAGCUGGAUAUGAAAAAUCAUUGGUAUCUAGGCUAGCCUUGAAGCCUGGUAAGGUUUCAAGUCUUGCAAAUGCUAUUCGUGUGCUUGCAAACAUGAAGGAGCCGGUUGGUCGUGUGGCCAAGAGAACAGAGCUCUCAGAAGGAUUCAUAUUGGAGAAGUUGUCAUCUCCCUUGGGUGUUCUUUUGAUUAUUUUUGAGUCUCGACCUGAUGCAUUAGUUCAGAUAGCUUCAUUAGCAAUUAGAAGUGGGAACGGGCUUCUGUUAAAAGGGGGAAAGGAGGCCAGAAGAUCAAAUGCAAUUUUGCACAAGGUAAUCACUUCAGCCAUCCCAAAAAAUGUUGGCGAGGGACUCAUUGGACUGGUGACUUCUAGAGGAGAGAUCCCUGAAUUGCUGAAGCUGGAUGAUGUGAUUGAUCUUGUGAUACCAAGAGGCAGCAAUAAACUUGUUUCUCAAAUCAAGGCUUCAACAAAAAUUCCAGUUCUUGGUCAUGCUGAUGGAAUAUGUCACGUGUAUGUAGACAAGUCUGCCAAUAUGGAUAUGGCAAAACAGAUUGUUUUGGAUGCAAAAACAGAUUAUCCAGCAGCCUGCAAUGCAAUGGAAACACUUCUUGUUCACAAGGAGUUGGUACAGACUGGUGCCCUGAACGACAUUAUUAUGGAACUUCAAGUCAAAGGUGUUGCAAUAUUUGGUGGACCUCGGGCGAGCUCUUUACUGGAUAUUCCAGAGGCACAUUCAUUGCAUCAUGAAUACAGUUCGCUCGCUUGCACUGUUGAAAUUGUUGAUGAUGUAUAUGCUGCCAUUGAUCAUAUACAUCAGCAUGGGAGUGCACAUACUGACUGCAUCAUUACAGAAGACCGUGAAGUUGCAGAAGUCUUUUUAAAUGGAGUUGACAGUGCUGCUGUUUUCCAUAAUGCAAGUACGAGAUUUUGUGAUGGCUUCCGUUUUGGACUAGGUGCAGAGGUUGGGAUUAGUACAAGUCGGAUUCAUGCACGUGGUCCCGUAGGUGUUGAAGGAUUGCUAACGACGAGAUGGAUCGGAAGAGGAAGUGGACAAGUUGUGAAUGGUGAUAAAUGGCUGGUUUACACUCACAAGGACCUAUCUUUGCAGGAUUGA